Molecule: messenger RNA, 2509 nt
Organism: Pezoporus occidentalis (night parrot)
Lineage: Eukaryota; Metazoa; Chordata; Aves; Psittaciformes; Psittacidae
Product: ovalbumin-related protein Y-like
Exons: 8
Coding region: 640-1806 (388 amino acids)
Biological process (GO): negative regulation of endopeptidase activity
Molecular function (GO): serine-type endopeptidase inhibitor activity
Source: RefSeq, a predicted model, not a curated record
AGAAAAGCUGCAAUAAGUACAGUGUGGGCAUACCAUAGCAAGCAGUCCUUCAGAUGCUGAUCUUAAUAAUUUUUUUGAGUUAAUAGAACAAAGAGUCUGAAAGGGGACUGGCCUGUCAGUACUCAUUACAGAGGAAUAACUAAGAAAUAAACUCAAAAUUCCUUAGAGACAUUCUGCAAGGCUCAACUUCUCACAUUUUUUAUUUUCAUGAGCUAUGCCACACUAUUUCCUGCCAUUAUAAAAUCAUACUUACAAUUCAAGUUCCAAUGAAUAGCUUUUUCACUAUUUUUGCUUCAGCUAUUUCAAGACGAUCCUUUCUUUUCUGCAAGGUUUCAUGUGCUAUAUGAAUAAAUCUCCCAUUCUGGACAUGUUAGGGAUUUUAGUGGAAAAUUCUUUCAUUCAGGCAUUCAGGCUUUUUUUUUUUUUUUUUAAAGAAUGGACUUAUUCCAAGUAAAAGUACACAUCUGACAUUGAGAUCCAUCCAUCAUUUUAUUUGUUAAACACAGAACAGGCAGCGUGGGGCGUGUCACAAAAUUACACAUAUAUUCCCAGGAGUUCGGCAAGUCUACACCAAGUACAGCUGAGAAGCUGUACUAUUACCUUUGCAGGUGAAGCUGAAAAGACAGCAUUGAUUUCACAAUGGGCUCCAUCAGUGAAGCAAAUGCAGAAUUUGCUUUUGAUGUUUUCAAAGAGCUGAAAGUCCACCAUGUUAACGACAACAUCUUCUACUCCUCCCUGAGCAUCAUUUCAACCCUGGCCAUGGUCUAUCUGGGAGCAAGAGGUAACACUCAGUCUCAGAUGGAGAAGGUUCUUCACUUUGAUAACAUUACAGGAGUUGGAGAUGCUAUUGACUCUGAGUGUGGCACUUCUGAAUACAUCCAUAAUGCAUUCAGGGAUCUUCUCUCAGACCUCACCAUGCUGAAUGCUACAUACUCGCUGAAGUUUGCUGACAAACUCUAUAUUGAAAAAACAUACCCCAUUCUUACGGAAUACUUAAAGUGUGCAAAGAAAUUCUACAAAGCAGGUAUGGAAGAAGUUGACUUCAAAACAGCUGCAGAGGAAGCAAGACAGCUCAUUAAUUCUUGGGUGGAGAAAGAGACAAAUGGACAGAUCCAAGAUUUCCUUGUGGCAGGCUCUGUUAAUCCAGAUACUGCACUGGUCCUUGUGAAUGCCAUUUACUUCAAAGCGAUAUGGAAGACAGCAUUUAAAGAAGAAGACACUCGGGAAGCACCCUUCAGUGUGACAGAGCAAGAAAGCAGACCUGUGCAAAUGAUGUGUCAGAACAGUACCUUCAAAAUGGGAAUUGUGCCUUCAGAGAAAAUUAAGAUCCUGGAGCUGCCAUAUGCCAGUGGAAAGCUGAGCAUGCUGGUGCUGUUGCCUGACGAUGUCUCUGGUCUGGAGCAGAUUGAGAAAAAAAUCAACUUUGAUAAAUUUAAGGAGUGGACCAGUCCCAGUGUGAUGGAAAAGAAGAGAGUGAAAGUGUACCUCCCGCGCAUGAAGAUUGAGGAAAAAUACAACCUCAUAGCUGUCUUAAAGGCCUUGGGUAUGACUGACCUGUUCAGCUCUUCAGCUGAUCUGUCUGGAAUCUCUUCAGCAAAGAGCCUGAAGAUAUCAGAGGCCGUCCAUAUGACAUACAUGGAAGUCAAUGAAGAGGGCACUGAGAUGGCUGGCUCAGCAGAUGUGAUUGGAGACAUCAAACAAUCUUCUGAGUUUGAAGAGUUUAAGGCUGACCGCCCUUUCCUUUUCUUCAUCAAACAUAAUCCAACCAACUUCAUCCUUUUUGUUGGUAAAUAUUGUUCUCCCUAAGAAGAAAAGGAGCUGGAAAUGAAGUUUGUCUUCCCCUCAGAAACAGAUCCCCUUUACUGUAGGAUUGUAGUAUAAUCUCAUCUCUUCAAUAUUUUCUCCAAAUGGAAAGCCUUCAAUAUCUAGUGAGAUGUCCUUGAAGAAGUGUAUGACUUUUCAAAUGUUUAGGUGCAGGUAUUUCUGCUCACACCACUUUUAUUCAGGACUUAUAUCCAAGAGUGAAUGAGAAUUUCAGGAGGUAGUUUAGGAAUAUCUCCCAUCACCAUUGAAUAACUUGAGAGACAGGCUAGUGUUUUGAUUUUUGUGUGAAAUACUUCCACUUUAAUAGACAAUCUGGUUUCUCUAUAGGUGGUUAGUGAAAGAAACACAGCUUUCAGAAUAACCCAGUUCCUUUAUGGACAGCCACCACUGAAUUGAUGCCUGGGCAACUUGCAGACAUAAUUCUGUGCUUUAGCAAAGCAUUCUUCUUCCAGGAAUGCAUGUGCGCUUCUUUGUGCUGCAUGUUAGUAUAAGGCUGUGUCUCUCUGUGCCUGUGUCUGUCUCUCUUGUUCUGAGGAAACAUCUAGAAAGUCCACCAUUUCUUCAUAGAUUAUCAUCUCCAAAUACAAUAUCUUCCUGACAGACACAAUUUUGCACCUUCAUUGCAGUGAUGUACCAUUGAUUUUGUGAAUGUUAAUUGGUGGUCCUUCUAUUUAUUCCAAUAAAA